UUUCUGUGAAAUCACUCCAUUGCCAAAACCUCAAAAUGAUCUUUCUAACGAGUUGGAUAUCAAUCUUAACAACGUUUCUUCUUCUCUUACAUUUUUGGAGAGCAAAAGUCUGUGCCUCUGGAAAUUCAGAUGAGGAAAUAGAUUUCACAUAUGUUAUCAUAGGAGUUACUCUGGGAGCCUUUCUAUCGAUUGCUUUUGUAGCAGUAAUAAUCUGUAUGAUUAGGAAACAAAUGCUUGACAAUGUCUUUGGAGAAUCAGAUGGCAAAAUGGAUAGAAGGUCCAAUAUGGGAUCAAGCCAGAACAGAGACGUCAACGUACCAGGGCAACAAAGCAUAAAUGAUCAAUAAUCCUUUUGCAGUCAGCAGUUACCUGGUGUGAGGAUCAGUGGCAACCGCUUGUCUGCAGGCAGGACUCUCGCCAACAACAGCUCCUUUGCUUGCUCUCUCACGGAGAGCCUGGCGGACUGAUUACAGGACGAGUUUGCAGAGUUUGCCAACCUUCUUCGUCUACAGCAAGCCUGCAGUCCCCAAUUCCGUGGAUAUCACCAAAAUAUAUGAAGAAAAGGGAUGAGGUCUGCUCAUUAACAGGCCCUGGUGAGCCUCAGAUAAGAACGUGAUUGAUUUCUAAAAUCAAUGAAAUCCAGAGUAAUCAAAAAAAUAGCAAUGCAUUUCAGCAGCAGAAUUCACAGCCAAACUUGUACUUCCACUAAGGUAAAUAAUGAAAGAAGUGACUCAGAAAAUCAGUGAUCUGAGAUCAAGCAAAACAAGAUUUCCCAAGUUUUUCAGGAAAAUAUUUAGUGUUGAUCUAAAUCAUUCAGGCUAAAGUGAUAUCUCUUUUUAGCUUUAGGAUUGGCUUUGUUUAACUUCA
Nothoprocta perdicaria is the source of this 867-nucleotide messenger RNA. It is a transcript of the gene TMEM273, whose product is annotated as transmembrane protein 273. NCBI's taxonomy places the organism in Eukaryota, Metazoa, Chordata, Aves, Tinamiformes, Tinamidae. Bases 36 to 347 code for a protein of 103 amino acids. The record is from RefSeq and is a predicted model, not a curated record. The transcript is spliced from 6 exons.